Messenger RNA from Anopheles maculipalpis, 1123 nucleotides. RefSeq names its product SOX domain-containing protein dichaete. The record is from RefSeq and is a predicted model, not a curated record. Gene Ontology annotation, biological process: anatomical structure morphogenesis; cell differentiation; regulation of DNA-templated transcription. Gene Ontology annotation, molecular function: DNA-binding transcription factor activity, RNA polymerase II-specific; RNA polymerase II cis-regulatory region sequence-specific DNA binding. The transcript has a single exon. Bases 77 to 1123 code for a protein of 348 amino acids. NCBI's taxonomy places the organism in Eukaryota, Metazoa, Arthropoda, Insecta, Diptera, Culicidae.
AAUACAAGUGUUUAUGUGCGAUCAGUGUACGAUCGGGAAAAGCUCAGUGUAAGACACCAAAAUCACGCUGUAUAGAAUGAUUAAUCACCACACGAUGGCAAGCCUGGGACAUCCACAUUACGGGUUUACCCUCGGCAAUGGGAUGGACAUACCGCCGGCUGGUGAUUUCGCACCCCAGCCCCACCACAGUCCCAGCUCGCCCACCGACCAUCUAGGGCUGAAGCGAGGCCUUACCUUCCCGGCAUCGUCCCUCGCCGGGCUGCAGGGCCACGGUGGUAUGCAUGGUGCAGCAACCGGAGGACAUCAUCAUCAUGCGUCGAUGGGCCAGAGUGGUGGCGGAGGCGGUGGAGCAGGCGGUAUGGGUAACGGGCAAACGUCACCCGGCCAGGAAGGACACAUCAAGCGUCCAAUGAACGCGUUUAUGGUGUGGUCCAGGCUACAGCGUCGCCAGAUCGCCAAGGACAACCCGAAGAUGCACAAUUCCGAGAUCUCCAAGCGGCUCGGUUCGGAGUGGAAGCUGCUCACCGAGGCCCAGAAGCGUCCGUUCAUCGACGAAGCGAAACGGUUGAGGGCCACCCACAUGAAGGAACAUCCCGACUACAAGUACCGGCCCCGCCGCAAACCGAAGAACCCGCUCGCGAACGCUGCCAACGGUCUCGGUGCGCUCGGAGCGAUGCAGCAAGGCGGCAAGUCAUCGCUCGGUUCGUCCUAUCCCUUCCCACAGUUGCCACCCUACUUCGCCCCCACGCAUCCGCUCCAGCAGCUCGAGCAGCACUACCCCGUGCCGUACUUUGGCAGCUUCGAUCCGCUCACCCUGCAGAAGCUGCAUCAGUCGCAGCAAAGCGUCCAGGCCCAUUCGCCGGUGGGAGGGCUCGGUGAGAGUGGCAAACAAUCGGCCAGCCAGCAGUUGCCACCGACCUCGCUUAGCUCGUUCUACUCGAACAUCUACAGCGGGAUAUCGGCGGCGGCGGCCGCCGCCCCACUGUACGCCGCACACUCCAACAGUCUGUACAACACCUCGUCCACCUCGUCGGCAUCGCCCGGAUCGAGCCCGAGCGCCUCCCAGUCAACGUUGCCCGAUCUCGAGAACUCGAUGCGGCGACCGGUGCAGGUCAUCUACUAG